This is a messenger RNA of Eucalyptus grandis, 476 nucleotides long. Its product is annotated as elongin-C-like. Gene Ontology annotation, molecular function: protein-macromolecule adaptor activity. Gene Ontology annotation, biological process: ubiquitin-dependent protein catabolic process. Gene Ontology annotation, cellular component: elongin complex. Lineage: Eukaryota; Viridiplantae; Streptophyta; Magnoliopsida; Myrtales; Myrtaceae. The record is from RefSeq and is a predicted model, not a curated record. Bases 46 to 342 code for a protein of 98 amino acids. The transcript has 3 exons.
AAGACGCUGGAGGGAGAUCUCUUGGGAAACGCUCUAUCGGAGAAGAUGAAGAAGGAAGGCAUCGUGAAGCUGAUCAGCGCCGAGGGCUUCGAGUUCGUGAUCGACAAGAAGGCCGCCAUGGUCUCCCAGACCAUCCGCAACAUGCUGACCUCCCCAGGGAGCUUCGCGGAAACGGAGCUCGGAGAAGUGACGUUCCCCGAGAUCAGCACCACCAUCCUCGAGAAGAUAUGCCAGUACUUCUACUGGUCCAUGCAGUACGCCAGUGGAAAGGAAACCGAGUUCCAUAUUGAACCUGAACUGACUUUGGAGCUGAUGAUGGCUGCCAACUAUUUACAUACUUGAGAAGAUCCCCAUCAUUUUUGGGUGACCACUCAUGAACAGAAGAAAUAUCUGGCACUUGUAUCUCUAGUAUAUGCCAUGUAUCUCAAGACGAUUCUAACGCUAGAUUCAAUAAUACGACAUUUCCCUUCACUCCU